Ahaetulla prasina is the source of this 3030-nucleotide messenger RNA. RefSeq names its product stomatin-like. The record is from RefSeq and is a predicted model, not a curated record. Gene Ontology annotation, cellular component: plasma membrane. The transcript is spliced from 6 exons. The coding region runs from base 730 to 1446 and encodes 238 amino acids. Lineage: Eukaryota; Metazoa; Chordata; Lepidosauria; Squamata; Colubridae.
CCCCCCCUUCCCCCCCCCCCGCUUCCCGGGUCAAUCACAAGGUAUUGUUAUACAUAAACCAAACAUAAAGUAAAAUUUUCCCUUCUAAUCCAAUUAACCUCAUCCAAAUCUUUUCAUUUCCCAACCCCCCCACAUUACAUAAAAUAAUACUUCCUAAUUAUUCAAAGGCAAUCUGAUAUCUCUUAAUCUGAUAUCUGUUUUGUAAAUAAUCAAUCCAUUUUUUUCCAUUCAAUUAAAUAUCUUUCCUGCGUAUUUUCUUUCAAAAAAGCUGAGAUUUUAGCCAUCUCAGCCAAAUUAGUAACUUUCAAUAUCCAUUCUUCUAUUGUAGGUAACUACAAAAAAAAAAAUGAAAAAAAAAUGAGCUGCCUCGUUGUUGAAAGAGGCAAAAUGUAUUUUUAUGUUCUAGCAGAAUGGAAUUUCUUUCAAAACGGCUUGGCCUGAUUCACACCAAACAUCUCGCAUUCCCUUAGUUUGGUUGAAUCUCAGCUAAUGCUGUAUUGCAAUGGUUUUUGAGUGGUGGUUGUUAUUAUUAUUAUUAUUAUUAUUAUUAUUAUUAUUAUUAUUAUUAUUAUUAUUAUUAUUUCUCCCUAGGGCGGGCAUGUAGUUAUUGUUCAAAGCAAAACCAUAGGAUGGGGCUGACAGUUUUACGUUCCGUUUUUUUUCUUUUUCCCCCUUUCAGGGAACUUUGAGGAAAACUACAGCGUGUGUGAAUGGAUCCUCAUUAUCCUAAUGUAUAUUUUUGUAAUUUUAACCUUCCCCAUCACCAUCUGGAUGUGCAUAGAGGUUGUGAUGCAAUAUCAACGUGUGGUCAUUUUUAGGCUGGGCCAUAUACAAAAAGGAGGGUCCAAAGGUCCCGAUCAUGCGGUCACGGUGGAUAUGCGAACGAUAUCGUUUGAUAUAGCGCCCCAAGAGAUUCUCACCAAAGAUUCAGUGACGAUCAUGGUAGACGGCGUCGUUUAUUACCGGGUUUACAAUGCCAUCCUUUCCGUCGCCAACGUCCUCUACAUGGACCCGGCCACUCGGCUCCUGGCUCAAACCACCUUGAGAAAUGCCUUGGGAACCAAGAACCUGGCUCAGAUUCUCUCCGACCGAGAGGAGAUCGCCCAAAGCAUGCAGGCCACCCUGGACAAGGCCACAGAUAACUGGGGAAUCAAAGUGGAGCUUGUGGAGAUCAAGGAUGUGAAAUUACCUGUCCAGCUUCAUAGAGCCAUGGCGGCAGAAGCCGAAGCAGCUCGAGAAGCCAGGGCGAAGGUGAUCGCAGCGGAGGGCGAAAUGAACGCCUCGCGGGCUUUGCAAAAAGCCGCCGCGAUCAUCUGCGAGAACCCUGCCGCCCUCCAGCUCCGCUACCUGCAGACGUUGACCAGCAUCGCCGCCGAGAAGAAUUCCACCAUCAUCUUCCCUCUCCCUUUGGACAUCUUGCACAGUUUUAUCUCCCCGAAGCAUUGAGGAGGGAGGAGGAAGAAAAAGAAAAGGAAAGAGAAAAGGGACAACCAGCUGCUGUCUUUCCUCCAAGCCCUUCGAAUAAAAAUGCGCGUGCAUGUUACACCGAGAUGGUGUUCUGCCCGAGAAACAAGAAACAGACUCCUGGUCAUUAAAAAAAACCAAAAAACUUCUUUAUUUAUCUCCUGUGAAUUAAUGGCAUUCACCCACCGAGAAGUCCAGGCAAGGGUCCUUCAAGGAGUUAACUGCAGUAACAGACCUUAUCAGUCCCUUGCGAUAAUUGCCAGGCUCCAGAAAGGCUGCAAAUUAAGUUCUGGCAAGCAGUCUUUGAUGCACGAAACACAAUAAGCAAAAUCCUCAGAAAUACGAACGGUUGUCUCCUACGACCACCACUUCCCUUUCCUUCUAUUGAUUUCCCCAGCCAGGGAGGGGCCGUUCAGCGUCCACGUGUGUUUUGCUUCCCGAGUCGACUCCUUGACUCCUCCGUCAUUCUCCUCUCUUAACUGCUCUGCGCAUACGUGGAUCUGGAACAGGCCCCAGCUGUUCUUCCUCCUCCUCGCUCAUCUCAGCCUCCAAAGGCAGCUGCCUCUCCGGUGGCUGGGAAAUGUCGGACGGCCCUGGAUCUAUCGCUGCAUCCAACGCAGAACAUCCAUCAGAGCCUUCCCCAGACUCCAGAACUGGCCCAAGUUCCUCCCCAACCUCCUCAUUGUCCAAGUCUGCCGCCAGCUCUGCUGACAGCUGGCAGGCCACAACAGACGGUUGCACAACAGCAGUCCCCAGCUUUGCGGCUUGUGGGGAGGAAAGAAGAGAAGGGAACCAGGCCACAUGUGUUGCGGGCUGACGUGGACAGCUCAACUUGCAAGAGUGUUGAACUGCACGCACACGCAGUUCAACUUUCAGAAGCAGAGCUGCUCACAAGCGUGUGCACGCAUGCCAGCCUGCCACUCGUGCAAAUUGACGCGGUCAACUGACAAAUCGACUUUCACACGGCGUGGUAGUGGGCUGCAUUGUACAAGAUCUAUUUAUUUCCAACCUUUGCACAAGGGUGACUUCGGAUUUCAACACAGAGAAGCCCGUGACUCAACAACAGAAACACAACCAGUUUUGACACUUGGCUCUUUUCUUCCUUCCCUCCCUCCAAUUCAGUAGGUGGUUGUAUCAAAGUCUGAAACGGUAUAGCGUUUCCUGCCUGAGCAGGGGGCUGGACUAGAAGACCUCCAAAGUCCCUUCCAACCAACUCUGUUAUUAUGCUGUUAAAAAAGAGGCCCUUCAAAUCAGCUCAAUCUGUGGUUCCCCAUAAAAGCGCCAAUCAGCAAUAGUGAUGCCACACGACUUAAAACGAUGGGAAGGCACCAUUGCUGGAUUCUCACGCUAAGCCUAAAUAAUGAACCGGAGACUGGCUUAGCACCCAGGGGUAAAAGCGAGCACCACCCUGUCCUAUAUCCUGGUCUGUGCCGCACUUCCACAAGCACAUAUACCAGUUUUUCCAGAAUGGCAACCAUGGCAUGCAAUUUACCAGAGGCUCACCUGUGUCAGGGCACCAUUGGGGGCUCCUGAGUCUGCUGCCAACCGUCACCCGGCUGAGCAAAA